Messenger RNA from Acytostelium subglobosum LB1, 945 nucleotides. RefSeq lists its product as hypothetical. The coding region runs from base 1 to 945 and encodes 314 amino acids. The transcript has a single exon. The record is from RefSeq and is a predicted model, not a curated record. Lineage: Eukaryota; Evosea; Eumycetozoa; Acytosteliales; Acytosteliaceae.
AUGUUUAGAUACAUAUCAAUAACAUUGCAGCUGUUGCUGAUUUUAUCUUUGUGCUUGGUGUCAGUGACCAAGUCAGAGAAGUUGACCACUUAUACUCUGUUGAUGUCUGUUGACUAUGAGAGUGGCACAUUGGACUCGAAUGUUACCAACCUCCAAUGGACAAAUGCAAACGCUUCAGACGCAGCCACUCUUGUGACACCAGGCUUCAAUGGUUCAAAGUAUGCCAUCGCACACAAGGUUGAGGUUGGCAACAGCGGUUACUUCUCAAACAACAACUGGAGGAGUGAGAGCUCAACAAACAAUAUCAGAAACGCAGGCUUAUACCAGCCGGGCGACGAACGUCGUUACGAAAUCUCACUCAGACUGCACAACUGGAUCGAGGGUCCGUAUGUCAGUGCCAUCUUCCAGUCCAAGCUCAGUGGCGGUGGCUAUCCAGCAUGGCUGUUCAUCGCAUUCAACAACUCUAUCAGCUUCAGAGUGCGACAGCUCAACAUCACCAAGGUCAUUGUACCAGACUACCGCCCAAUUGUCGACAAGUGGAUCAGCCUCAGAGUCGACUGUCUUUGGGCUGAUGACCAGACUGGCUACCUCAAUGUCUCGGCCAUGCUGCCCGGAGACACUGACUACUCUUGGAACUGGUAUCAGGACAAAACAAAGACAUGGAAUCCAGAGGCCAACAUCUCAACUGGAUACACCAAAUGGGGAUUAUAUCUCCCGGAUGCCCAACCCAAUGUCGGCGACCCAUCCAAUACAAGAGUCAUCUAUCAUGACAACUUUAAGAUAUACCAAAUCAAUCAUACCGAAUCAACUACCACCACAACAACAUCCACUCCAACGACAACAACAACAACGACGACAACAGGUGGUCCUUCCAACUCCAACCGUUUGAUACCAAGUUUGAUCACUAUACUUAUUCUUGUUUCUGCCAUCUUCCAACUUUUAUAA